AUGGCAAAAAAGGGAAAAAAUGGAAAAAGGAAAAAAAGAAACAAAGAGCUGGGGACGAUUGGAGAAAAGGCCCGCGGAUGGCGGAUGGCGGAUGGCUGGUGGCUCGAAGAGACCUGGGGAGACCUGGAGGAUGAGAUUGGAGAACUGGGGGAAGACUGGGGAAACGGAGGCCAGGGGGAGGAGAGGGGUGACGAUGGCGAUGGCGAUGGCGAUGGCGAUGGCGAUGGGGACGGAUGCACACAGAUCAGAAUCAGACAAGACACACGGACACAAGCAACGCGAGCGCGAGAAAAAAAAAGAGAGAGAGAGAGCAAAAACUUAGCGCGAGAUAGCACUCGAGAACGCUUGAGCAAGCCGGGAGUCGCAGCGGCCAGUCCUUAG
Messenger RNA from Histoplasma mississippiense, 381 nucleotides. RefSeq lists its product with no specific name. The transcript has a single exon. Bases 1 to 381 code for a protein of 126 amino acids. NCBI's taxonomy places the organism in Eukaryota, Fungi, Ascomycota, Eurotiomycetes, Onygenales, Ajellomycetaceae. The record is from RefSeq and is a predicted model, not a curated record.